Heteronotia binoei (common prickly gecko) is the source of this 3307-nucleotide messenger RNA. It is a transcript of the gene PRR14, whose product is annotated as proline rich 14. Lineage: Eukaryota; Metazoa; Chordata; Lepidosauria; Squamata; Gekkonidae. Bases 231 to 2411 code for a protein of 726 amino acids. The record is from RefSeq and is a predicted model, not a curated record. The transcript is spliced from 12 exons.
GGGCACGACACCCGGGAGUGUGUUUGCUUUUGAAUUUAGUUGUAUUUAAUCGGAGAGACUUGAAUUUAUGUCUGUACUUAACUUUACUGAGAUAAGUAAGGUGCCUGAAGAAGGUGGGGCUGGAGCAGAAAGGUGAGAGAUGAGGACCCGGUGGGCCAUCCUGGGCCGGCCUCCAAACCCCUGAUCUCAGGGGACUGGCGGGGGGAGAACUCUGCUUCCUGGAGCUAGCCAUGGAGUGCUCCCUUUUGGCAGAAGCCUCAGAGGGAGACCCUCAGCUAGUGCCUGCCUGUCAAAAGCAGAUUAGGCGACGAAGAAUCAUGGUAUACAGGCCUUCCCCUGAGGAGCAAGAGUCCCCCACCGUCCGCCAGAAACCGCCUGAGCAAGGCCGAACACCUUCCUUCCAGUGUGUGGAUGCAGACAGGUCGCCCAGCAAGAGGCAACGGCUGCAGCAGGGACCUCCCCCGGUGGUGGAGAGCAAUGGGGACACUUGUGACCCAGUGGGAGAGACCCUGUGGCGCAUGGCAUCUCCUAUGGAAAAGAAACAGCGGAAAGUGCUGGCUGUGGGCCUGGAGGACUUUUCCACGAUUCAAGUGCCUGAAGCUCCAGAAGGCUGCUCACCUCUGCAGAGAUCGCCUGUGUCCCCCUGUGCAAAUCCUCUCCCAUCAACCCGCAUGAACGAAGCUGGAUCCUCCUCCUGCCAGGCUAACGGUCAAAGCAUCACUGUCUCCAGAUCAUCUCCUCCUAAGGGGCAUUCCCCUUCCCAUCAAGAGCCUCGGGAGAGGCUGGCUCAUGCUUGCCAGAAGCUGUGGCCCCAGAGGCUGCCUCCCUCUCAGGGUCACGAGUCGGAGCGCCUGCAAGCCAAAAGGCAGCGGCUGCAGAAGACGGUACUCCCGCCCAGCGGCAGUGAGGAGAUAAAAGCGUCCGCCCUGGAGAAGGCCCGGCAGCAGAUCCUGGCCAUCAGCCUUGAAGACUGCUCCUUGAGCCCAGCGAGAGAUGGCGGUGCUGGCAAGGAGCCACUGGAGACCUUACUGUCCCCCUGUAGUAGCCAUCAAGUGACUCUGCCUCACCCGACACCCGCUCUUGACGUGGAAAAGCCCACCCUUUCCGAUAAACACGAGAAGGAUCAUCAGACAGAUGCCUCUUCUGAAACAGCCGAACCUCUCUCCUCCUGGCCACCUUCAGUGUCAGCUCUCUUACGUCCGACUGUGGUCCCCCGUUUUCGGCACUGGGGCCUGGCCCCCGUCUUCCAGAGCAUGCGAUCCAAGCUGGAGGCUUUUGCCGAUAUCUUCCUUAGUCCAUCCAAGCCCUCCCUUCCGUCCACUGAGGGGACACCCUCUUUGCCACCAUGUCCCGAGGAGACAGAGGACCGGGUGGCUGCCCAACCAGAAACUCCACGCCAAAGAGUCAACAUUGAAGUCAAAAUUGCAAUUUCAGAGCCUCGUUCGCGGAAGAGGACUUGCCACCAUGAAGAAGAGGAGGAGGAGGCGGCAGGCAGCUUGGUGGUGAGCGGGCGGCCUCCGAUCCGCCAGUGGCGCUUGAACGAAGGGGAUCUGGCUCCCCAGCACCGCCUCGGACGCAGCUACUCCUGCCCUGAUUUUCCGGGGGCCCGUUCUUGGCGAGCGUCCUCGACCUCUCUUUCCCUCUCUGCGCAGCUGCGACAGCGCCGGCACACAGUCUGCAGCCUGGAGGUAGCCCGAGAGUUGGGCUGUCCCACCCUGCCCUGCCUACGCAAGGAGGUGUAUCCCUUCAGUACACCACCUGGGCGCCUCCUGAUUGGUCCCUCUGUGCACACUCCCCACUGUGACGGGUCCUCCUACUCCUCCCCUGUGCCUUCCUGCUGCCUUGAAUCCAACCCAGGUCGCUCCAGGGACCUCUCCCCUUCUCCUGAGGGUGGACAGAGAGUACCCAGCAUUGGCCUGAAUGCAGCUGACUCGGAGAUGCUCACGUCAGACCAGAUGAUGCUUUCAGAGUCUGAGAUGAAGGGUUCCCAAGAGAACACCGUAGGGAAAGUUUCCUGCAUAAGGAUCCGCAGGACGCCUGCCAGGCAGCAAGCAAACCUCACCCCCAUGGGGCUUCCCCGGCCAAUCCGGCUGAACAAGAAGGAAUUCAGCUUAGAGGAGAUCUACACAAACAAGAACUAUCGCACACCCACGGAGAAGAGGUCAUUUGAGACCAUCUUUGAGGUACCACUGGAACGCAAUGGGGCGCUCAUCUUCACCAGCCAACGCAAGCUGAAAAGAGCCAUGGAGUUCCGGGAGGGAGGCCUUCCCCGUAAACCACGCAAAGCCCGUUCCCGAGGAGGACGCAGAACAGGGGGACGGAGAGCUCAGCCGCAGCCACCUGAGUUGGAGGAGAUGUUGCAGCAGAGGCUGGCGGAGUUGGAUGCCUUAUUUAAGGAAGAAGACUGCUGAGCUGAACAGAGCUUGCAUCUGUAACAAGAAAGGGUAGCCGCCUUAGGAUCCUUUGCACUCCUGUUUUUCCCCAGAAGUACUUGCUUCUCCAAACUAAUGAGUUUCUUUCAAAUGGCCAUCACCACUCCAGACUUCAUCUGUGGUUAUUGUCGUUCCCAAAGCCCAGCUCUACCCUCAAAACUGGUAUUCUGUUACUGCUGUCUCAUCCUCUAUGGAUCCUAGAUCAGACUCAAAACAUGGAUCAUGUCUCUAUGAAAACUGAGUUUUGGCAUCAUUCAGUGCCACUUAGCCAAUCACCAAGCUGCCUAAAUUGGCACCAUGUCACACCCCUCCCACUCAGCUCUUUGUUUCACAAGUGCAAGAGGAAGAACGUUUGUGGUGUCAUGAAGCCGUCCCAUCUCUUAGCUCUUCCUACGCACAAUUAGGCUGUCAGUGCCUCUCAUUGCUGGGCAGGGUGGUGGAGAGAUAUAUUCCAUCCAGUGCCCUAUAAUAUUGUGUCAUAUGUCAGAAAGUGAUGUGGGGAACAAAUACACAUUCUGGGGUUCAUCUCCCCCACAAACAAAAUAUGAAUGUAAAGCAAUUUCCAGGCCUAUUGGUUAGAAAGGACAAAGAAAGAUUAAAAGAGAAAGCAGCGGGGUCGUUAUGGGACAUGAAAUUAAAUGGACAAAGUGAAGAGGUGCCAAAAGCCUGGAAAAAGAGCAUCCAUCCAUCCUGGGGGGCAAAGCUACAAACAGCUGAGAAUUUUGCAGGUUUUUAUUUGGCUCUUCUUUUAGGAUCAGGGCCUCGCUAUUCCCACUUCAUGUUGACUUUCUGGGAAGGUGUGCAACUAGGCAGUUGUUUUUGGUUUGCAUUUUUGUAUUAAUCUAUAUUUCUAAUAAACAUUUUGGCUUUAAAAA